Messenger RNA from Esox lucius (northern pike), 4429 nucleotides. RefSeq names its product TRIO and F-actin-binding protein. The transcript has 17 exons. Gene Ontology annotation, biological process: actin filament organization; positive regulation of substrate adhesion-dependent cell spreading. The record is from RefSeq and is a predicted model, not a curated record. The coding region runs from base 1 to 3717 and encodes 1238 amino acids. Gene Ontology annotation, cellular component: actin cytoskeleton. Gene Ontology annotation, molecular function: actin filament binding. NCBI's taxonomy places the organism in Eukaryota, Metazoa, Chordata, Actinopteri, Esociformes, Esocidae.
AUGACUCUCAUUUCCUCAGACUAUUACUGCAAAGAGUUCCAACCCAACACCUUUGACCCCUCCCGUUGUGGUUCCUGCCUGCGGCCAGAACACAUGCAUCUGACCACGACCUCACAGGGCAAACACAACUUCCUGUCUGAGGUGACCAGCUACAGUGAUGUCACCACGACUGUCCGGACCAAUCAGGAGAGCCUAACUCACCCUCCAAGCCCUCACUGGGAACUCAAUAUCUGUGACACUGACACAGCACGGAGCAGCAGUCAGGAAGAACAGUGGCAUGUUCAGCCGGGCCCAGGGAGGAGUGGCUCCGCCAGCCCAGCAGGCUGCUUUGUGACUGGGCCAGCUAUGACCCGGCUAGACCCCUCUGCCCAUAGACCAUCACACAGCUCCCCAAUGGAGGAGAACAGAGGCCGGGAGAGAUUCAGACGGCCAUCAGGUUCAAGAGGAGAGAGCAGCUACUUCUCUCCGGACAGGAAAGCCCUAUUCGAGGGUUUCCAGGCUCAGGCGGAGGGUGUAUCCCAGCGCCCCUACCGUUACUAUGAGAGGGGACACCCGCUCCCUAACAACCACAGCCCGGAGCCCAAGGCCUCCAUCCCCUACCGCAAUGUGAACCUCGGCAUCCCCUCCCAAAGGAGAAAUGAAGACACUUUCCUGCAGGAGACUUGGAGGAGUGAGUCUCCACAAAGGUACACGUAUCACUCCAACUUCAGACGCGGAGGGGCUGAAUCUCGAAACCAGUCGCCGAGCAAAACCCGCUCCCCGAGCCCAAACAGGCACAGACUGGCUGAAUCGCGAUCCGCGUCUUCACGACGUCGUAGCUCCCCGCCGAGAAAUCACGCUCCGUCUCACUCGUCAUCUCUGCAUCAGUCGGGGCGCUCCAGUCCUUCGCACAGACGAGGCUCUGUACUAUCUCACCACCACUCCCCAUCUCGAAACGCUCCCACCUACAGACACGCCGACUCCUCCCACAGAGGAAAUGGUGCCUUGGAGCGUCACGCCAAUGGGAGUGACCGACAGUCAAGAGCAUCAAGAGGGUCAGCGGGGUCAAGGCGUCCGUCCCACAAUUCAAAUGGUCACAGUUUGGACUCGGAAACGCUGUACAAAAAUCUCGAUGCGAUCUCUCGCCGUAGCUCCACGGCCUUUCAGACAAAGUCCUACGAAGGCUCCAGGAGCCCCCGGCCCCGGGCAGACACAAACCCCUCUCCUACAACUCGCAAUUGGGCUACCCGAGAAUGCUCUCCCCCUAAAAGUGGUUAUAGUACUCACAGCCACUCCCCCCAAAGAGAAACCAACUAUAGAGAAACCGGAACUGAGACAACAUUUAGCUACUCAAGGAAACCAGAGAGGGACAACAGAAAUGAACGCCCAGAUAGGAACACCAAAACCGACUGCAGCUCCCUUCAAGGUUCAUUGCGUGGCUCCUCACAGUCCCUUAGCCCUGCCCCCUCCCAUUGCUCCUCCCCUCCACAACUAGGCGUUGACUCCCGGCUGCUAGCCAAUUCGCUGAAGCCGCAUGCAGCGAUCGCGGAAAGGGACCACCGUCCAAUCGGUGAGAGGAGCAAGAGUACAAUAAGGCGUGGCCUGGAAUACCUGCUGACAAGAGAGGAGCCCAAGAGGACCGCCUCAGUAGACUCCCAGGGCAUGACCAUAGAGGACUAUGUCAUCCUGGCCGACAUCCCCAGGACCGACAAGGGGUCCGACGGAGAUGAGGGAGAGUUGGUGCUGGGCAAGAGGAGGAGAGCUCAGAGCCCCAGUCCACGGAGGGACCAGAGUAACAGGACAACCAGAUAUGCAGAAGAAUCAGAAGGCUACACCAUGAGGGCUGAAUGUGACGAGAGAGGGAGAGGCAGAGAGAGGGGGAGAGAGAGGGGGAGAGAAAGGGGGGAGAAAGAGAGGACUACGUGUGGGCUCUCAGAAGACGGACGACUCUCCCCAACUCCUUCCGCUACUGCUCUUCACCAACAGAAUUCCGGUCAUCAGACUGGAAAGGGCCACAGAUCUUCUAAACCACAGGAGAGAGUUCUACCUGAAAACACUGACGUACAGCCUGGACAGAAAGGCUGGAUGUCAAAACUGGAUGAAUAUGGAGAGUGGAGGAGGCACUGGUUCGUGAUGGGCGACGCUGCGCUGAGUUUCUACAGGGACUCUGAGGCUGAGGAGUCACAUGACCUGGAUGGAGAGAUAGACUUGACUGACUGUGUCAACGUGCUGGACUGGGAUACGGACAACAACUAUGGAUUCCAGAUACACACGAAGGAGGCAGUGUUCACUCUGUCUGCCUCCACCUCCAGGAUCAGGAGGAGCUGGGUUAAGGCUCUGAGACAGGCCGUCCAGCAGCCCAGACCCUCCCCACGACAGUCAGACGACAGUGGCAGAGGACGACACGGUUACCGCCCACCUGCGUCACCCCACAGUCCUCCCUCCAAUCCCCCCUGCGAAGACUCUGAACCUCAAAGCCCCAGCUCCACCCCCCGCGCUCAUCAAAUGGACUCUGAGGAUUUAGAUAGGAUGUCUUCCAAAAUGUUUGUGGCCAGUCAGAGAGAGGCAGGGGAGGGCUGGGACAGGGAACAGGCCAAGCGAUUGGAGGAGAGGAACAAGUGGUUUGAGGAGGGGAUCCCGUUCAGUGACAGGGGCGGCAGAUGGGAGUCUUUGGAGCUCAAGACAGGCGGUGUUCCCUUGGCUGUCACUCACACCAUGGAUGUGGAUGUCAGCAAGAAGUGGGCGGAGCUUGAAAGCCUGUCAUUCAGGGAGAUGAGCGAGCUGUCACUUAUUGGUGCACAGACCAAUCAGAGCCAUGAGACGAUUCCUAAUGGCACGACACAAACAAUAUUGACGACCAGUGCAAUGGCCCUACAGAGAGAGGCAUUAUCGCUCAGGCAACAGGUGAAGGGUCUGCGUAUGGAGCGAGUAGCUAUGGGGACGGAGGUGGAAGGAAUGUGUGGCCCCGGGGCCCCUUGCAGCCAGCGCCUGGAGGCCAUGGAGGAGGCCCACCACAGGGCCCUGAAGGAGCUCCAGGAGAGCCACGCAAGGCAGAUCCGAGACCUUCAGGCACAGAGGGACAGGCUGUUGCAGGAAGAGAGCAAGGCCACCGCGCAAGCCGUGGAGGCCCUGAACUGGGUCCACAGCGAGGAGCUGGUGAGGGAGGUGGAGAAGGCUAGGAGGAUGCCUGGAGGCCAGGCCCAUGUGGAUCCUACGUACAACGGACAGAUGCCCCAGGCUGAUGCUUUCAGUAGCGAGUUGGACGUCCUGUCAGAGAGAUACUCCCAGAAAUGCCUGGAGCUGAGCAGGGCUGAGCAGAGCGGGAAAGACAGAGAGACAGAGCUAAAUCGGAUGGAAAGAGAGAUGGAGCAGCUUUGCAAAGAGAACAAGGAGCUGCAAGCUCGUCUGACGGAAGAGAUCAGCCGGAUGCGCUGUUUCAUAAUGGGUCAAAGAUCAGCAUGCGUCUCCCCUGGCAACUGUGAGCGCAGUCCCUCAGAAUUGGAAAUGCUGUUGCGAGCAAAGGAGAAUGAGGUUGUGUACCUCCAAAAGGAGGUCAGCUGUCUGAGGAAUGAAGUGCAGUCUCUUACUAUGGAGAAGCAGAAUGCAUGGGACCGCUACAAGGAGGUGUAUGUGGAGUUGAGUGCGAUGAAGGGCACCAGCGAGCUGGAGAUCAGGAACCUCAAAGAGCAUCUGAGACUGGCCAAUGCAGCGCUGCAAGAGGGGGGAAGAGACACCUGAGAAAGUGUGGAUGGAUUUUUGGAUAAUUAUGGUGUUUUCAAUCAGACAAUUUUGCAAGAAAAAAAGAGAUUCUACUGGACAAAAUAGGGCGUGUCCCUCUUCAUUUUCCAUUUAAGAAGCUUUUGCUACAGAAACCUAAGAAUGACGCCCCCCCCCCCCCCUUCUCUCUAGGGGUGUAUUCAUUACUCCGAUUACAAAACUUUUCAUCUAAUGCAUGACGUUUUGUAAUGGACACCAGUUACUGUUCAGGAACAAAAUGCAAGCAAACCAAGCAUGAGUUUCCCAAAUACUCUUGAUUAGGUAGCAUUUUUAUAAGAUUUUGAGAAAAAGGUUUCCAUUGAUGAACAUGUUCCCACCGAAUCUGCAUAAUGAUUACACCCUGGAAAAUUCAAAGACACAACACGGUUCUCUAACUCAGAAACGCUUGGAUCUGAAUUUUACCUAUCAACCAAGCACAUCAUAUAUUAUUGCAAUCUGUCUGAUGACAGCACAGCUCGUGAUGUGGAACAAUCACUGGGUGAUGCAUGCAAGGCCUGAGCAGGAGAACGUGACUAAUGGCAUUGUGUUGUUUCUUUCUUAUGGUGGGGUGGGGGGGUGGCUUGGAAUUGCCCAAAAUAACACACUGUUUCAUAUAAUGAAAUUGGAACUAAAGUAUAUUAAGAUUCCAGCAAGACUACGAUACGAGUUUGAGGAACCACCGUUUUUGUUGUUG